AUGGACGGGCAACAGCGCAAGGAGAAGACUCCGGGCGAGUCCACACCUGAGACCACCAAGAAGAAACAGGAUGGAAGUGGUGGUGGGAAUGGGAAACCGAACAAGGGCAAACGUCCCGCAGAAACGACCUUAAAUGCACGCGAGCGCAAGAAGGCUCGUCAGCAAAUGCAUAUUCAAGAGGUGAAGAACGCCGAUUCGCCCGCUCAGCUAACAGGCGAUAUACCCGCCGGCCCACCGCUUACUUCCAGGCCGCCCCCUCGCACCAUAAGCGUUGUUGAAUUUGCAGAAGCUCGCGCGUUCGAGAUAUCCGCGUUGGAAAAGGCCUUAGAGAAUGCAACCGAGCACGCAGGUGUGCAGCGGGUGUUUCAAACGGUGCCGAGGCACAUGCGCCGGAGAGCCGCCAGUCACAACGUCAAGCGGUUGCCCCGACGACUCCACGAACGAGCUCUUAUUCAGAUAGGGAAGGACCCGCAACCGCAGAAGAAACUCGGGGAGGCUGGGAAACUGACUCGGUGCAAAAGGAGGAAGAAGAGGAGGCAGGAUCUCAAGCCUAUGAAGACGGGGUGGUUGGAGACACAUAUUUGGCAUGCGAAACGGAUGCAUAUCGCGGAUCUGUGGAAUUGGAAGAUUUCGGAGCAUCCGAAUGAUAAGAGUUUCCGAGCUGGAUUCAGAGCGGCGAGACAUCAAUGCCUCAUGCAGGAUGUGUCUUACUUUCAAGUGGUCGAGCUCUGUGGGGAAGAAAAGCAUUUGCAACGGCUGUUGACUACCAUCACCGAUCCUACCCUUCCCGCGGUUGCCAGCGCGAGAUACUUGAAAGGCGACCGACAGGGAACCACUUUCCUGCACGAUUACAUGGCGUAUCCUGCUGCCCCUAUUGGACCAGCGACCUUCCUCUGGCAGCCUGUCUCUGGCAAUCAAACCGCUACUCGAAAGUUAUGGAUAUGGCUGCAUCCCGCCAUCUAUCAGCUCGCGCUCACCACCAUCAAUCACGCCAUAACCGCACUACUGCCGGACGAACCUGCGGUCGCAGUCAAAGAGCUUUACGGCGAGCUCCUCCGCUUCGAGAUCACAGGACCGCGGUCAAAUGCCAUAUUACAUCACAUUCUGGGACUUGAUGAUACACAACCAACGCUGAAUGCAGCCGGGCACAAAGCAUGGGCAGAUCUGUCGGAUCUGAAUUCUCCUGCAUCUCUCCCACCAGGAGUGGCAUUGGGCCUGACUGUGGUGGACCCGAGGCUGAGCUUUCCCCCGAAGAUGCCUCCCAGGAAGGAAGUGCCUGUUGGAACGCCGGAAUGUGAAAGCACCUUGCAGGCUUGGCCUGAGGGCGUCGCAAACAACAGUAUCUGGGAUUCGAGCGUACGAGAGGCCUUUAAGACACAAAAGGUUACCGAAGGGGCGAUAAAUCGCAGGAGAGCAGAGGCGCUCAUUCCCGGAACACCACUCGACCCCACCCCCGAAGACGCCAGAGUACCCAUCCUCCUCCUCCAACGCAACUGCCUAACCCAAGUCUCCGACGCCGCCAUCCGCAAAGACUCUCGCGAAUACGUCUCAGGCUGGGACAUCGUCAUCCCAGCCGGGUGGGGCAUGGCCAUCUGGAAGAACCUCGUGUACGCCGGUGCGCGCGUGGGCGGUCUGCGUGAACGGCAUAUGAUGCAUUAUGAGACGGGCUUGCCGUGCUUUCCGUAUGAUUUUCCGGAAACGACGGCGAGCGAGGCGUGGGCGGCCAAGGUGGGGUUGAAGGAGGCUGAGUUGUGGUUGAAGACGCCGCCAGGGAAGAAGGUUAAUUUCGCGAAGCUUGGGAUUGAGUACCCGUUUUUGUCACCGUUUGAGGAGUUGUGCAAUGCGAGUGGCGAGGACGAGGAUGAGUCUCCUGAGGAGGUCAGCGCAGGGGUUGGAGUACAGCCGGGCACAGAGGCGACGGCUGCUGAUGUCGAAGGGAAGAAGGACAGCGCAGCGGAAGUGAAGCCCGCUAUCACUCGGGAUCCAUCGAAAAUCAGCGUCCUUACCGGGCAAACACCCUCAAGUGACCUCAACGGUAUACCCACAGCAACCACCCGUGGCAUCAUCGCUAUUCAAAGCCCGCGCAUGGUCGAACACCUCCGCCGCUCCCUGCCCUCCAGCGCAACAAUAACCGCCCUCGGCAAAUCCCUCAUCGACAAAUGGAAAAGCAUCGCACAAUGCCGUGGAAUGGAUCUGCCCACAUUAUCGGAGAUUACACCGGAGACGGUGGGAGACAUGCUCGUCCGCGUGCGGAUCGAUAUGUUGCGGAAGGGUGUGCCUGGUGAUCGGGCAUAUGUGUACUCGGCCACGCAGGAGGAGUAUGAGUUUUGGAUGGGUGUCAUGAAGAAGAGGCCCGAUGGGGAUGAUGCGGGGUUGGAGAAGCAGGCAAAGGAUAGGUUGGGGCAGUUCCCACCUGCUUCUGCGGUUGUUGGUUAUGUCACGACUGGCCGUUUUUCGGUAGCUCAGGGACAUGGGUCUGCUAUUGCGAGUUGCACUGUGGGAGGAUUACAUCGCGCUAUCCGUGAUGGUGUGAGUCACAAGCGCACACAUACCAACUUUGCACUCGUGAGGGGAAUAACGUCGGAGCUGUGCUUACCGGCGAAGUUCGAGUUGAUAGCAUAG
Molecule: messenger RNA, 2622 nt
Organism: Fimicolochytrium jonesii
Lineage: Eukaryota; Fungi; Chytridiomycota; Chytridiomycetes; Spizellomycetales; Powellomycetaceae
Product: NUC188 domain-containing protein
Exons: 3
Coding region: 1-2622 (873 amino acids)
Biological process (GO): tRNA 5'-leader removal
Cellular component (GO): ribonuclease MRP complex; nucleolar ribonuclease P complex
Source: RefSeq, a predicted model, not a curated record